Colletotrichum chrysophilum is the source of this 3432-nucleotide messenger RNA. RefSeq lists its product as uncharacterized. The record is from RefSeq and is a predicted model, not a curated record. Gene Ontology annotation, molecular function: nickel cation transmembrane transporter activity; magnesium ion transmembrane transporter activity; cobalt ion transmembrane transporter activity. Gene Ontology annotation, cellular component: membrane. The transcript has 7 exons. NCBI's taxonomy places the organism in Eukaryota, Fungi, Ascomycota, Sordariomycetes, Glomerellales, Glomerellaceae. The coding region runs from base 1 to 3432 and encodes 1143 amino acids. Gene Ontology annotation, biological process: metal ion transport; transmembrane transport.
AUGGGAGAUCACGAUACAACGCCGACCUGUCUCUCCGCGGAACCCCACGGGCCCGAAGUCAUCCGGGACAUUUUGGCACAUUACUUUGGCUGCAUUGAGAUACAUGAACGUCCCAACUUCCUGUCUCGUAGUGGGAACAAGUCCUACUGGGACAAAGAAGUCCAACUUGAGAUACAGAAGUUGAACCAGCAAGAUGGAAACGAUGAAACGAAGCAGGACUUCAGAGACCGCGCCGAGGAGAAUGUCAAGAAGAAGAUCCGCAGUCAUGCCAUUUCCAUUGAGGCACAGUAUAAACGAACAGACACUUUGCGCAGAGCUCUUGAGGGUGUCAAAUGUCCUCACGAGAGGGACGGAGGCCAUUCUGAGGACUGCAAUCUUGUGAAGUGUCUGGCGGCAAGUUUUGACAAGUGGAGGGGUGACAAAACGACCAAGAAAGGAAUCCGGGAUAUACGCGAAUGGAAGAGGACGAAUAACAGACCUACCGACACCUUUACUCCGGACCCAAGAACAGUAGAUCUAGGCCGGUGUGAGGUUCUGGACCUCAUAGGAAGCAAUGAGAACACGGGUGAAAGUUCUGAUGACGAGGCAAAGAAAUACGAUUUGGAGCGGGACAUCAAUGGAUACAUCAUGGAAUGGGACAUUUGCAACCCUGAGCGGAAAGGAACGGAAGGCAAUGACCCUGGCCAGCUUUCCGCAUCGGCCAGCUUCAACCGACCCAGUCCUGGAUUGAGAAGGCAGUCAACGCCAGCAAUCUCGAGAACCACCACGGAGCAGCUGACGGAAGAUAUUCAGCCACAACGGGAGUUUGAUCAGAGAGAGGAGUUCCGACGACCAAGUCUAGGAGUUCCGAAGGACUCGUACAUGUCCCAUGCUUCCAAGUCCUUCUACAAAUCGCUUUCUGCGGAUGAGAGAUACCUCAAGCCAACCGACAGGAAGGAUGACUACCGAUUCAAAGGUAAAUUCCCUGAUCAGAGACUGUCUCUAAGAUUCCUCCUUGGCAAAAACUUCGGAAAACCAGAGUCGAACGGCCCCGAAGAAGCAGACGAAGGCGAAGAGUCUGGGGAUGAGAGUAUUGUUCUCAACAAGAACGGCCAUCCAGAUCGGGUGCGAUACAUCCACAUCCCUCAUAACAACAUGGCAAUGCCAUAUCUUCACUGGGAAGAAGACAGGAAGCGUGACAAGAUCGCCAAAAUAAUCGACGAAGAGACCGCAAAGCAUCGCAAGAAGCGGGAUGACGAGGCCAAAGAAGCGAAGAAAAAUAGGGUCGACUUCCGAACCUUUGCCGGAAAACCUCUCACAACGACUAGAACGGCUCCCACUCAUCCCCCGGAAGAUCCAAACUACUUGAGUAGGAUCCAGGAGGAAUUGAAGAAGAGAGCAUCUACGGCUUCACUUCCCGGGAUCCAUCGCACUGUUACCGAGGUUGCAAAAGGUUUCGCUGAUAGGACCGGACCAGCAAAGGAUGAAAAGCACGAAGACGGGCAGCAACGGCUAUGGUACGUGGCCAAGCUGAAAACCGACAGCCAUGGAAAAAUCAAGGCCAGAAGCAAACUUGGUCAGCUUCUCCUUGAUGCUGCUAGGCUUUACGAGGCCAUUGCUAUAUACAGGGAUGAACAGCUUCUGAAGAAGUAUCUUCACCAUGAUCCCCCGCUGCAUCCUCGGCGAACACUCGAUCAAUCCUACUAUUGGACUUUGAAGACAACAAAGGCUCGCGACCGAGACCAAGUCGUCUAUCGAGGUACCACAAUGGACGACAGAAACAUGCAUCGUUUCCGCGAGCUAGGCAAGAAAGACUGUGCUGGAGAAGAGGGAUGGAUUCGCAAACACUUGGCCCUGGAGAGACUGCUGCAUCAUAAAACGGAUGAUCUUUGCGAGCGCAAUCGCGACCCUGACAACACUUCGGACACGUUCAGAUGGGACGAUCACUGGAUAGGAACAGACACCAACGGUUGCGAUCAUUGCCGUGGUGAGAUCCGCAAGGUUUCUCGAGUUGUCAUGGUUGAUCAGCUUUGGAUGUGGAUACUCGACAAAAAGACGAUCAUUACCAGCUUCCCUAAGCGGUACGGAGCGAACAAGCAGGAUCCCUCAGGUGUGCACAAAUCAAUCCGGACACGAAUCAAGAAUGCUCGGAAGAACCAGAUCCGUUCGGUCUUUGACGUGGCGCUGAUCAUCCUGGACGAGUGUUCUAAUACCUUCUUUGAUCGCACCAAGACCCCGGAUCGGCACCCUCAGGUCAUGGAUAUAUUUGGGGACGCUAUUGGAAACUUGACAGUGUCCUUUCACCAUCUAUGGCACUGGACCAAGAGAGCCUCCCAGUUGUAUGUCUCCAAGUUCAAAUACGAGGACGCGUCGCACUUGCAUCCGCCACUUCUCAACAUCAAUCCUGAAGGGAAGCUUCAACGAGAGAUCAAAGACAUCAUCGACGAACUCGACAUCAUGAUUAAUAUCAAUAACAAACAGAAGGAAGUCAUCAAACGAUUCACGAAACAUGUUGAGAACAUCUACGACUCAAGUGGAGAAUGGAGAGAUAACUCACGGAGCCCUGAUGAUGAUCGGGAUUAUCGUAAGACUGCGUCGUCUCGGGCAUCCUCACUUGAGAGGAAACUGGACGAAAGUAACGAAAAGGAGGCUAAGGAGGUCAAGGAGGCUAAGCGAAUCAGAGAAAGAGAACGACAAGAAUUCAUCUGGUUUCGAAAACAAGCAUAUGACUUGAUCUCAGAUGUUGGCGACAGAGUCCUGGAGCUUGAAGGACUUAGAAAGAGCGCUGAAAGUACAGCUCAAGGGAUCAAAGACCUGCUCGACCUCAAGCAACAGCAAGCUAGCAUUUUGCAAGCUUGGCAGUCGGUUAAACAAGCGGAUGAGACUGUUCGGCAGGGCAGGUCCAUCAUGAUUUUCACCAUUGUGACAAUCAUUUUCCUUCCGUUAUCUUUCAUGUCCAGUGUUUUCGGCAUGAAUAACUCGACCAUCGGAUCAGACAAGAUGACCUUUGGCGAUCAGGCGAACUUCAUGUCUUACAAGAUGCUCGAGACCUGGGUCCUGGUAUAUACUGGAGCCUACUAUGUCUGGCUUAUGGUUUGGGACAAGUAUAAGAAGUUUAUGAAAAGUGACGAUCUUCUCAAGAACUUAGAGAAAGAAGUCAACAGGAUCAAGGGCAAGGUGAAAGACUCAAGAAAAAAGCGUCUGGACAGGAACCAAGACCAGAAGACCGACCAGAGAAACACUGACACUAAUGGAAACAAGCCUCAAGGCAGGAGGAGUCUACAGAAUGUGCAUAAUUCCGCACUGUCCACUGAGCAGGAAGGGCUACGAGAGCAAGGAUCUGAUACUUCUAAGACUGAAGUAGAAUCGCGUAGUCGUGGUUCUUGGCGAUCUAGGCGGCCGUUUUGGCGCAGUCCUAAGGAUCAGGGCUCUGGUCAGGCCGCUGAGGUUUAA